AUGAAUGAUAAGGAUUUCGGUUGCCCUCUCUCCCUUUUGCCGCCGCCCAGCCAUUCAAUAAGCCAGCUUUGUCGGGCGUUCGCUAAGCCGCUUAUCUACGAUGGAGGAAACGGCGCGGAGGACGUCGACGGCGCGGCGUCGGCUCCCGGAGAUGCAACGAUGCCGUCCCCCAAAUCCGACAUCGGCGGGGAUUACCAGUCUCUUGUUCUUCUCGCGUAA
This is a messenger RNA of Phyllotreta striolata, 219 nucleotides long. NCBI's taxonomy places the organism in Eukaryota, Metazoa, Arthropoda, Insecta, Coleoptera, Chrysomelidae. The record is from the annotation of a GenBank genome assembly.